Meloidogyne enterolobii is the source of this 289-nucleotide messenger RNA. The record is from the annotation of a GenBank genome assembly. Lineage: Eukaryota; Metazoa; Nematoda; Chromadorea; Rhabditida; Meloidogynidae.
UUAUUUUUAUUUUUUUAAAGAAAGCGAUGCCAUUCAAAAUUGGGUUUGUAUCGGGGAGAAAAAAGCCGCCAAGCAUGAACACACAUUUUUAUUUUAUUUUUAUUUCCCCCUCCAAACUUCUCAAUUCUUCAUUUUCUUUUUCAACAAAAAAACUUUUCUUUUAUUUUCUAGCAUUUUUUCCAAUUUUCCCACAUUUAUUGGUGUCGUCGCUUCUUUAAAAUACUUUUUAGUUUAUUCAUCUUUUUUAAAUAGGAACACGCCCACUUCGGCGCGCGUCCAUAACGGCGCA